Messenger RNA from Uloborus diversus, 4086 nucleotides. RefSeq names its product sentrin-specific protease-like. Gene Ontology annotation, biological process: protein desumoylation. The coding region runs from base 31 to 1332 and encodes 433 amino acids. Gene Ontology annotation, molecular function: deSUMOylase activity. Gene Ontology annotation, cellular component: nucleus. The record is from RefSeq and is a predicted model, not a curated record. The transcript has 13 exons. NCBI's taxonomy places the organism in Eukaryota, Metazoa, Arthropoda, Arachnida, Araneae, Uloboridae.
AGAUCUUGCAAUGCUAUUAGUGAUCGUUCCAUGUAUUCCAAAAGUAAAAUGCAUCGCGAGAAAGAUGAGGAGACUUGUCAGAUACCUGAUCCUGCAUCAUGUAUAGGAAAUCCAUUUACAGCAUUUGAGGUUAUAAGGUUGCAGGAAAAGAAGCAGUACCAGGAAUUAUUAGACAAGUAUAUGAAAAAUCAAUUUUAUCAACCUCUAAAGAAAACAACUGUUGUGGAUGUUGAACCCGAGUCUUCAAAUGAACUUUUGAAUCUGGAACAUUGCAACAAAGAAGUUCUUCAGCAGCCUUUAGAUUCAUACCUUCAGCAAUACUAUGAGCCUUUCAAGAUUUCUGAAGAAUCAUCUGAAAAAGACCAAGAGCAACAAAUGCCUGAGGUGCAAGUCACAGAAGAUGAAGUUUUAGAAAUUGAUGAUGAUAUAUCAAUACUUAAGGUUUCACUGCCUAAAUUCAAAUUGAAGUAUGAUCACAAGCCUAACUUUGCCGACCCAAAGUGGCUAUCCCAGCUUCAAUUUCAAGUUCGUGCACAAGCAGAAGAGAGGCAAAAAAUUGAAGCUGACCAAUUAAAAAUCUUACAAAAAUUGCGAAGAGAUCGGUUAAGUAAGCAAAUAAUAACAGCUAUUGAGCCACGAAAAGAACAAGCCAGAAAAUCAAUAGAAAUUCCUGAAAUAACUCCUGAAAUGAAUGCAACAAUUGAAAGAGCUUUAUGUCAACCAAUGGAUUAUAAAGUAGCUCAGUCAAAAAAUGCCAGCCUUAUGAAAAGAGAUAUAGAAACAUUAGUUGGUUUGAACUGGUUAAACGAUGAGGUCAUAAAUUAUUACCUGAGUCUAAUUGUUGAAAGAAGUGAAACCAACAAAAAUUAUCCAAAAGUUUAUGCUUACAACACCUUCUUCUAUUCUACCCUAAAAAAUAAAGGUUACUCAUCUGUUAAAAGGUGGACCAGAAGAGUUGAUAUAUUCAGCUACGACAUGUUACUAGUGCCUCUUCAUCUUGAUAUUCACUGGGCCUUAGCAGUAAUAUAUCCUGCAAAGAAAAAAAUAGAGUAUUAUGACUCAAUGAGUUCCGGUGAAUUGUCAUGCUUCACAGUUCUCAGUGACUAUAUUGUUAGUGAAUUGAAAGACAAGAAGGGACUGAUUGAAACUUCAGAGUAUCAUCUUGAAAAAAUGAAUGCACCUAUCCAAAUGAAUGGAAGUGAUUGCGGUAUGUUUACCCUCAAAUACGCUGAGUACAUAACAAGAAAUGCAAGCAUGAAUUUUGAUCAAGCCAACAUCCCUUACUUCAGGCGGAGAAUGAUUUAUGAACUUUUAACCAAUACGUUGCUGUGAAAGAACUUUAAAUCUGUAUAUUCUGUAAAUUACCAAAAUAAGUGUACAUAUGUAAAAUGAAACUGACAAGUAUAAUUUUGCAGUCUAAACGUUAAAAAAAAUCUGCAUUUUCUUUUUUCCCUGUGCUAAUGAAGUAAAACUGACUCUUAUGCUGCCUAUAAGAGCUUUAAGUUGAUUUAAGAUACUUGUGUAUGCCAUUUCAGUUGUAAAAGUAAUCAAGAAAUAUUCAGUUAAAAUCAACAUUCUGAUCUCUUUAUGUCAAAAUAAAUUCACCUUUGAAGAAAAAAAAUAUAUACUUCUCGUAUUUUUUUAUACACAUUUACUUUGCAAAUUAAAAAGUGCAUGAGGAAAUUUAUGCAUUAGUAAGUGUUAGUAAAUGCCGAACAUAAAUUAAAAGUUCAAGAGGAGUUUAGUGUCAAGGGGGGAAAAAAUAUACAUUGAAUUUAGAUUUUCAUGGAAAAAGUAAGUAAGAGAAGUAUAUCCUGGUCUUCAAAAUCAGUUCAGCUUUCUUUCUUCAAAAUCUGCAAUGUAUUUCUCUGGGGAAAAAAAUAGUAAUUUUUAGUUUAUACAAGCAGCAGUCAUCUUAAUUAUUCUACUUUGUUUUAUUUUCUCCUUAUGAAUAAAUGUAUGUUAAGCAAUUGAAAUUGGAGCAACUCAUUAGGUAGAUUCCAAAGAAUACUAGAUCUCAUUUGGAUAUUAAAUCACAAUUGUGCCAAAAAAAAUUCACUGAAUUUUACAGAGAAGGGCAUUUGUUAGAGCUUUUAAUUCCUUUUGAAAAAAGCUUCAAAUGUGAACAAAGCAAUAAAAUCGCUCUGUUCUUAUUUCAAACUAUAAAGCACCUAACAAUUAGAUGUAGGAUUUUACUAGACGAGGAAUUGCAAAAUGUAUAUAUUUUUUAUACACUUGCAUUUAAUAGAGUGUAGAAAAUAUUUGUUAGACCUUAAGUUUAUUACGAAGUUAUUUUGACACUUUAUGCACCAGUGACCUUUAAACUUGCCCUACUUUGGGGCUGCCAUUUUUUGUGCCUAGUUACUGGUGACACAAAUAAACUGGCCACAUGAUACUGAUGAUCAAAACACUUGCUAAUAUGUGAAUUGCAAAUGUUUAACAGAAAAAUGCCUCCCCCCCCCCACCAACUAUUCUUUUAUUUUCAAAGUAAUUUAUAUUUUAAACUGUCUUGAGUUAGUGAAUCACUAAAAUACAAUUUCAUGAUUCUUGAAAUUUUUAAAUGUAAUUUUCAUUAAACUAACAGUAUGGAGUCACCCUGUGCUCCAUGAAAAGCUAGUAAACAACUAGUAAUAAAAAUAAACCAAGAGGAAGUAACUCCUAGUUAGUAUUCUGGUGAUAAAAAAAACUUUUAUAUUUUUAAAACAUUUUUCUUUCCUUAGAGUUGAAAUAUUGAUAAAAUAAAAGGAUUUUCUGCUAAAUAGGCAGAAUUUUCUUUUUAAGCAAUUACAUGUAUGAAUAAAUAAUCUUUAUAUUAUUUUUUUCAUAUCUAUAUUUGUCUGCUUGUGCACAAGGUUUGUGAAAUCUCCAAUUUUGAAUGGCAGUUUUCAGAUUAGUUAGAGCUUUUCGGUUAAAAUACUUCUCAAAAAGCCUCUAGUGCAGAUUAAAAUGACAUGACUUUUAUAGGAAAAUAAUUUAUAUUAGCAACUAAAAAACAACUAAGAAUAAAUCUUCAAAAAUGUUUGAUAAUGACCUAUAAAAGUUUCUCUUCAUACUUGCAAAACUAAAGCUCAAGUUUUAUUUUAACACAAAAAUAAACAGUUUGACUUCUCUACUUUUCUGUAAUCUAGACCUCUUUGCUUCUAUUACAUUGUUUGCCUGAAAAUUCAAAGUAUACGUGAUGCACAAGUAUUAGAAUCAUUUAGGAGCUGAUGUAGUUAAGCAUAGAAUAUAAAAACUAAGAAAAUUAAUGCAUAUUUGUUUAACAGAAGCUUUUAAAAAAACUUCAUGACCUAGAAAGUACUAAGAAGUGAUUAAAUCCUUUAAUAACUAAAGGAAUAAAAGUUACCUUUAAUUUCCAUAAUAUUCAGACAUUAAUUUUGAGUUAAAACAGGGUUUGUACGCUCCUUCAAACCUCCUUCAUUUAGGAAAUUCUUUUGAAGCACCCUUCAAUUUCCUUCAUUUUGGUUUUAACGCCUUCAAAACUGCUUCUUUCUUAGUUCAAUAAAACAUAAUCUUCUAUGACAAUAGCUUAAAAUAUUUCAAUUGACAACUUAACUUUAUCACAAGGUGAUUGUGUAAGGUCAAUUUUAAUGUAAAUUCGUAUAUUUGUUUCAUAAAGAUGUGAUUUACAUAUUGAUCAUAGAAGUCAUAAAAGUUAAAGGUGAAAAUAUUAUUAGAUAACUGAGACGUUUCCCAAGUGAAGUAAAACAUGCUUAAAUGGUGCUUGGCUAUUUUUUCAAGUUUUAUGAUUAUUGUUUUUCUCUCCAUUCACUCAGCAGCAAAAGUCAGGUUGUCUAAUUAUUUAAAUAUUUAUAAAUACAUGCAUUGAUGUACUAUAUUAAGUGAGUGUGUUAAAAAACAAUUGUUUAGUAAAUCACAGAUAUGUAUGAUAUUGUAAAAAAAGUCAUCCACAAGUGAUGUCAUGCCUUGAGGGGGAGACGGGUUCAUGAAAUUGUGAUAAGGGGAAGAGAGAGGGUGACAUCACAGUUAUUGUAACAAUAUGUUUAAAAAAAAUAUGACAUUCGACAAGAGGAGGAGUUACGUGAAGUGUGACACUUUGUGAUAAGGGGGAAGGCGGUCAAAUAU